This is a messenger RNA of Cryptomeria japonica (Japanese cedar), 783 nucleotides long. RefSeq names its product AP2-like ethylene-responsive transcription factor PLT2. NCBI's taxonomy places the organism in Eukaryota, Viridiplantae, Streptophyta, Pinopsida, Cupressales, Cupressaceae. The record is from RefSeq and is a predicted model, not a curated record. Gene Ontology annotation, biological process: regulation of DNA-templated transcription. The transcript has 9 exons. The coding region runs from base 1 to 783 and encodes 260 amino acids. Gene Ontology annotation, molecular function: DNA binding; DNA-binding transcription factor activity.
AUGCCACUGAGAGGGCAGACACGUUUAGAAGCAGAAUCCAAUAGUGAGAACUUGAUGGAUCCCGAAAAUACGUCCAACGUUUUCUUUCUUCGAAGUAGUUCUUGGCGUAAGGAAACAGGGAGAUAUGAAGCCUAUCUGUGGUGCAGCAGCUGCCCAAUAGAGGGUCAAACCCGUAAGGGAGGAGAUUACGAUCUGGCAGCUCUCAAGUGUCGGCGUACAUCAACUCUAAUAAACUUUCCGAGACAAAACUAUGAGACAGAGUUGACAGAGAUGAGGAACAUGUCAAAGGAACAAUAUAUUCAAUUUAUAAAGAGGAGUAGCGAUAGCUUUUCUAGGGGAACAUCAGCCUACCGCGGUGUAACACGCAUUGACCAAAUGUAUCUCUACAAAUCCAUGAUAUGGCUCGGCAAGUGUCCUAGUGAUGGAGGGUGGCAGGCUAGGAUUGGCAGGGUUGCUGGGUACAAAAAUCUGUAUCUGGGAACAUUCGAUGAUCAGGAAGGUGCUGCAGAGGGUUAUGACAUUGCUGCCAUUAAAUAUAGAGGAAAAAAAGCUGUUACGAACUUUGACACAAGUAGAUAUGAUGUGAAAGCCAUCAUGAACAACACACUACCUGUAGGAAGGAAUGCAAAGCGAACCAGAGUUGAACAACACACUACGUGUAGGAAGGAAGCUAUGACCCUCUAUGGGGCAGCUUUUGUCCCACGGAUGGGCUUCAUAUCUCCCUGUCCAUGUAUGCCUGCACUGAGUUCACAUAAUAUUACUUCAAAAGAACAUUUUAUUUGA